Molecule: messenger RNA, 792 nt
Organism: Nanorana parkeri
Lineage: Eukaryota; Metazoa; Chordata; Amphibia; Anura; Dicroglossidae
Gene: TMEM35A
Product: transmembrane protein 35A
Exons: 2
Coding region: 116-601 (161 amino acids)
Biological process (GO): positive regulation of protein localization to cell surface; chaperone-mediated protein complex assembly
Cellular component (GO): endoplasmic reticulum
Molecular function (GO): acetylcholine receptor regulator activity
Source: RefSeq, a predicted model, not a curated record
GGCUUCCAGAGAAUAUUCAUCCUGGAGCACGCAGGCGCUUGUCAUUAUAAAAUCAGAGCCCCGUGAACAGUGGGGGCCAUUGACUGUGAACAGGCAAUAGGUGAGAGAGCGACCCAUGGCUUCCCCGCGCACAAUAACCAUUGUCUCCCUUUCAAUGGCCCUCGGCCUGUUCUUCGUUUUCAUGGGAACGACCAAGCUGACCCCCAGGCUCAGUAAGGACGCCUACAACGAGAUGAGGCGGGCAUAUAAGAGUUAUAUAAAGGCCCUACCGGGACUCAAGAAACUCGGCAUCUCUUCGGUGCUUAUGCGAAAGACCAUCGGAUCCUUAGAGCUGGCUUGUGGGAUUGUCCUCACUUUGGUCCCGGGGCGGCCUAGAGAUGUGGCCAACUUCAUCCUCCUGCUCCUGGUACUCAUCGUCCUGUUCUUCCACCAGCUGGUCGGAGAUCCCCUAAAACGUUACGCACACGCUCUGGUCUUCGGCAUUCUGCUCACUUGCCGGUUGCUCGUGGCACGUCAGCCGGAAGAGGAACCUCACGAAGGAAAAGCAUUACAUAGAGGCAAUGGCGCCAACUCUCAAGACAGCAAGUUGAAGGUGUCUUAAAAUGUUGGCCAAGGAUUCCUCAGUGUUGAUUAACAUUCUUAACUGCUAUGAGCAUUCACAGGCCUGUAGAAAUGCAGGUGUAAUACUUUUUUUUUUAAAGUACAUAUUUUUAGCAUCAUUGCAUGUGUACUUGUGGACAGAGAGCAAUAUCUAAAUUAUUUAUAUGGCAAAUACCUCAGCAAAGUCUCUGG